CUCGAUCUAGGGUUUUCCAAAUCGAUUUUGGUACCUUUUUUUUGACUCAGUCGAGGGUUUUUCUAGGGUUUCGAUUAGCUUUUUUGCCAAUUGCCGUUGAGGAAGAUACUUCUUCGGUGAAUUUGAUUUGAUUUUGACCUGAGGGAGAAGCAAGAAGCUUAGACCAAUUGGGAUUCUCAGUUUGGUAAGUCAACGUGCAAUUCAUAGGAAUUCAUCAUCGGAUUGAUUUGGUAAUCGCAUUCUUGUGAUAUUUUUUCGGGGAAUUGUGUUUUGGCUCGAUAACGAUGAAUGGUGUCUAUAGAUUCAUUGUUGAAGAUAUCUGCAAGAUUUUUGGAGCAAAGGCAUAAAAGCAUUACUUGCUUGAUUUUUUUUUUUAGUUUGUUUUAUAUUCUAAUUUGAUGGUGUGAAGACGAUUAACUCUGAAAAGCGAAUGAACUGUUGGGUUUCUGGUUUAUAGCAAACGAUGGGUAAAGCGCGGAAACACUCUAGAGGGAGACCAUCAGGCUUUGUUCCUGAUUACAUGCAAGCUGUUGAGCCUGAUGAAUUUGUUUACUCAGAGAGGAUGAAUUCUGAGGCGUCUCCUCCACUGAAAAGGAGACGUUUUGGUUUGAAUGGAGAUAACAAUGGCGUUUCUAAAGAGGUUUUGUCUCUGUCAAAGAUGUCGAGGUCUGAGAGAAAGAAUUUAGUUCACAAGUUGAAGAUGGAGCUUCAACAGGUCAGGGACCUUAGUAAGAAGAUUGCAUCUUUCAGUUCAGACACUGUUCUGUUGUCGCCAUACAAUGAUCAUAGCUGCAGUGAUGGGCCUAGGAGGCCGCCACCAGAAAACUUUGCUACAUUUGUUGGGUCACAGGGCAAAAAGCGCCCUCCUGUGCGCAGUGAUAAGCAGCGGAAUAAGAAAGGUCCAUCUCGAUUAAAUGUCCCAACAAGUUAUACUGUUGCUUCAGUGAUGAAGGAGUGUGAGACGUUACUCAAUCGUUUAUGGUCACAUAAGUCGGGGUGGCCAUUUCGUACUCCAGUUGAUCCAGUGAUGUUGAAUAUUCCAGACUAUUUUAAUGUGAUUAAACAUCCAAUGGAUCUUGGAACGAUACGAAGCAGGCUGUGUAAAGGUGAAUACUCUAGUCCUUUGGACUUUGCAGCAGAUGUGCGUCUUACAUUUUCAAAUUCUAUAGCUUACAAUCCACCAGGAAAUCAGUUCCAUACUAUGGCUCAGGGUAUCAGUAAAUAUUUUGAAUCGGGAUGGAAAAGUAUAGAGAAAAAAAUACCUAUGUCUAAACCACCAGUUAUUCCCCUAACCAGUUCUGCUUCUCUGGAGUCUGAAAUCCCUUUCGAAGUAGCACCGAUGAGAAAGAAGGAAGCUGCAAUGAACGAUAACAAGCUGAGGGUGGAACCUGCUAAGUUGGUCAUGACAGAUGGUGAGAAGAAAAAAUUAGGCCAAGAUCUGAUGGCAUUAGAAGAAGAUUUCCCUCAAAAGAUUGCUGAUCUCCUGAGAGAGCAAAGUGGCAGUGAUGGUCAAUCUGGAGAAGGUGAGAUUGAGAUAGAUAUAGAAGCGCUUUCUGAUGAAAUCUUGUUCAUGGUUCGGAAACUCCUGGAUGACUAUUUAAGGGAGAAAAAGAAAUCCAUGGAAAAGAGCGAACCUUGUGAGAUGGAGAUUGUUCAUGACUCUGGAUUCAGUAAUUCCCCUUUGCAGCCUAGUAAAGGUGAUCUGCAAAUUGACGAGGAUGUUGACAUAGUUGGUGGGAAUGACCCCUCGGUCUCAAGCCAUCCUCCUCUUAAGAUAGAAAAAGAUGCUGCAUGUAGAAAUAAUGAAAGCAGCAGUUCGAGUAGCUCUAGUAGUGAAUCAGGCUCUUCAUCUAGUGAUUCUGAUUCUUGUAGUUCCUCUGGGAGUGAAACAGAUUCUAUUAAAGCUUCAAAACCCACAAGUAGAGAGGAAAAAAAGCAACCAGGAGUUGGUAUAGACAAAAAAGAGGAUGAUAGCAACAGUGAGAAGAUAGUUGUAAAUGAUUCUUUGAAUGAAUUGGAUCAACUUGAGCAUACUGUUGGGGAAAAGUCAACCACCAUGGAUGCAGUAGUUCUCGUUCCAGAUGAGGAGACUGCUCCACCUGAGAGGCAAAUUUCCCCAGAUUCCCCAGAUAAGCGUUACCGCGCGGCUUUCUUGAAGAAUCGUUUUGCUGAUACCAUUAUGAAAGCUCGAGAGAAGGCUUUUACCAAGGGUGAAAAAGGGGAUCCUGAAAAAUUGAGGAUAGAAAGAGAGGAGUUUGAAAAACGGCUACGGGAAGAAAAAGAACGGUUACAAGCCGAGGCCAAAGCAGCUGAGGAGGCUCGGAGAAAAGCCAAAGCAGAAGCCGCAGAAAAAGCGAGGAGGGAAAGAGAGCAAGAGAGAGAAGCUGCACGUCAAGCUUUACAAAAGAUGGAAAAGACAGUGGAGAUAAACGAGGGCAUACGGUUUAUGGAAGACCUCCAGAUGCUUAGAGCUACAGGUACAGAAGGUGAUCAAUUACCGACUUCCAUGGAAGUGAUGAGUCCCAAGUUUAGUGAGGAUAUGUUGGGUUUGGGUAGUUUCAAGAUGGAAAGCAACAGUAAUCCAUUAGAACAUCUAGGUCUGUAUAUGAAAAUGGAUGAGGAUGAGGAUGAAGAAGAAGACCCGCCACACUUUAGCCAGAGAAAAGUAGAAGACAAUCCCUUUGACAGAAGUGAAAAACAGGAACAUAGUCCUCACAGAGUAGAAGGAGAGGAUCAACUCGUUAGCGGAAAUGAAGAGCCGGUGAGCCAAGAGGCACAUGAUAAUGGGGACCAAGAAGAUGGAAAACCCAUAAACCCAAAUGAAAUAGAACGACAACUGGAGAAUAUGCCAGAGCAAGAAAGUGGAGUUGGUGACAAGGAAGAGCAAGAAACUGAAGUUGUCGAUAUGAGAAAGCAAGAAAAUGAAGUUGUUGAUAUGGGAGUGGAAGAAGUACAUCCCCUUGACCGAAGUGAAGGGCGUACACUCAGUCCUCACAGAAAAGAGAGAGAGGACCCACGUGCUAGCGGUAAUGAAGAAUCGGUAAGCGAAAAGGCACAAGAUUAUGAGAACCAAAGAGAUGAAAAAAUCAAUCAAAGCGAGAGAGAAGAACAAUUGGAGAAUGUGCUAGAGCAAGAAAGUAGUAGAGAUGAUGAUACAGGAGAGCAAGAAACUGAAGUUGUCGGAGUAGGAAAAGAACUUUCCCUUGACAAAAGUGAAGGACAAACACUUAGUCCUCACAGAGAAGAGGGAGAGAACCAACUCGAUUGUGGAAACGAAGAACUGGUAAGCCAAAAGACACAAGAUAAUGGGAACCAAGAAGAUGAAAAAUCCAUCAAUAAAAUUGAAGGAGAAGAACAAUUGGCGAAUGUGCCAGAGCAAGAAAGUAGAGUUACUGAAAAAGAAGAACAAGAAACUGGAGUUGUCGACUUGGGAGAGCAAAAAAGCGAAGUUGUCGAAAAGGGGGUAGAAGAAAAUGAAGCUGUUGACAAUGGUGAGGGAGUGCAAGGAACUGAAGUUUCGGACAAGGGAGGAAACGAAACUGUAGUUGAUGGCAAUGGAAAGGUAGAAACCGAAGUUGUGGACAAGGCAGGGCAAAAAACUGACCUUGUUGACCAGGGAGAGGAAGAUAUAGAUGUAGAAAUUGAUUGAUGAAGUCUUUUUUCCGGGUCUUGUUAAAAGCAACAAGAUGAAAAGAAAAAGUUGGGGAUGUUUACGCAUUGAUUCUUCUAUGCACAAAAUGUAAAUUUGAUGUGGCGUGAAAUGGCUAAAGCAAGCAAAAGAAAGGCAAAGCCAGAUACAUCUAGAAGACAAGACGAUGAGUCUGUAUUGCCUAUUUUUCAACGUGACUCUGUUGACAAUGAUUCUAAAUCGACGAAAAAAGAAAAAGAAAAAAACAAUUUUGCUACAAGAAAGAUGGUUUGGUUUGGUAUUAAAGCAGCAAAUUGUGCGACUGUUGAAAUGUGCAGACUUUUGUUUUUUUUAAUCUUUUAGAAGAGUAAACUGUACAGGGAAAGAGAAAGAGUCUGUUUCCUCCAUUUAAACGAGACACUCUUUGUACUCGAGAUCACUUUUUAAAUUACUUCUGAGCACUGAUACUUUUUGAUUGA
Molecule: messenger RNA, 4107 nt
Organism: Arabidopsis thaliana (thale cress)
Lineage: Eukaryota; Viridiplantae; Streptophyta; Magnoliopsida; Brassicales; Brassicaceae
Gene: NPX1
Product: nuclear protein X1
Exons: 10
Coding region: 464-3649 (1061 amino acids)
Cellular component (GO): nucleus
Source: RefSeq, marked reviewed